Messenger RNA from Trypanosoma cruzi, 1314 nucleotides. Its product is annotated as ubiquitin-conjugating enzyme, putative. The transcript has a single exon. The record is from RefSeq and is a predicted model, not a curated record. NCBI's taxonomy places the organism in Eukaryota, Euglenozoa, Kinetoplastea, Trypanosomatida, Trypanosomatidae. Bases 1 to 1314 code for a protein of 437 amino acids.
AUGCGUGUUUUCCUCUUUAUUAUGGCAAGUGUAUAUAUAUAUAUAUAUACAUUUUUUACAGCAGCAUCUAUACACGCAGAAAUGGCGGGGGCGGCGAUUAGACGUCUCGCGAAGGAGAAGCAAAAAUUGGAUGAAUCACGUGUACGUGACUUCUACGCCUGCCCGCUCAAUGACAUUUUUGAGUGGCACUUCACCCUCCAAGGGCCGCCCAACUCCCCGUACGAAGGGGGUCUCUACCAUGGAGCCAUCAUGUUCCCUCGCAACUACCCCUUUUCUCCACCGGACAUUAUUUUCCUCACCAACAGCGGCCGUUUUGAGGUUGGGAAGAAGAUCUGCUCCACCAUCAGUAGUUAUCAUCCGGAGCUGUGGAAGCCGGUGUACGACAUUGAGUUGGUUCUUGUGGCGCUGCGGUCAUUUAUGGCGCAGGAAGAGGAACUCGGUGUGGGGUCCCUUCAGAGACGGUACGUCACGUCGGAGGAAAAACGACACCUGGCGCGGGAGAGCCAUCAAUUUUCAUGUCCCACAUGUGGAAUGACGAGUGCAUGGGAUGUGUGGAAGACGCAGAUGGAGCAGUACCCGCCCGUCUCGUCGGAGGUGGAGGCGAAUGUGCCGAAGUCGGCGGUUAAAACGCGAAAAAAAGAAGAAGACAUCGCGCCACCAGCAGCGGCAACGGCAGUAGAAGUGGGAAAAGGGGAAGAAGCAUCCAUGACGGCAGCGACGGUGCAUCAAGCAGCAUCGAAUACGCCGGCUGCCAAUACCACCAACUCCGCCGCUCAGACAGCAGGACAUGUGGGGGAGAAGGAGGAGGAGAGUCAUGCAUGUGGCGACCGUGUGGACCAGGAUGUCGUUAAAGUAACACCCGCAGUGGCACCAGCAACGGUGAUGAAUAAAGCAAGUGGUGUGAGCUUUGGAGCAACCCGGGUGAUGGCAGCGAAAAACGGGGAGGACGAAACCUCCACAACAGCCAUGAAGUACGGAGAUGCCGCGAAAAAUGCCUCAGCGCACACGAGUGAAGCAACGGCGGCAACAACAGAGGGACAGCAGCAGCAGCAGCAGCAGGGAGAGGAUGUAAAUGGAGGAUUGGACACGAUGGGUAGUGGGUCUCUUAGUCAUUCACCCAAAGCUUUAGGACAGGGACAAGGACAGGGUGAAGAGGCAGUCUCACUGGUUGGGUCCGCCCCUCCUGUAUUUGUCCGUAUCCAACUUGGAAGCUGGGUUCUUUUCCGUGUUCAGUUAAAACAAAUUGACAUUGCUAUUGCUGCAUGUUCUUUUAUUUGCUUUGCUGUUAUAUUUAAGAAAUGGUUAUGGCCAUAA